Molecule: messenger RNA, 10635 nt
Organism: Ailuropoda melanoleuca (giant panda)
Lineage: Eukaryota; Metazoa; Chordata; Mammalia; Carnivora; Ursidae
Gene: ELAPOR2
Product: endosome-lysosome associated apoptosis and autophagy regulator family member 2
Exons: 19
Coding region: 957-3299 (780 amino acids)
Biological process (GO): positive regulation of BMP signaling pathway
Cellular component (GO): membrane
Source: RefSeq, a predicted model, not a curated record
UCCUGAGUAUUUUUUGUUACUGUUUUUUCUGGUGGCUUUCCCCUCCUAUCUUUUAAUUGAGUUUUCCCGGACAGGUUGGAAAGCCAUAGGUUUUUGGAAAUUAAUUGUAUAUCUGGUCUCUUAUACAGCGAUCUUGUUAAUUCUAAUAGUUCAUUGGUUAAUUAUCUUCGAUUUUCUUGAUAACAAGUACCACUUAUUGAGUAGUUAAAUGUGUGAAGUACUUUUUAUAUUCACAGUAAGCUGCACAGCUAUCCAUCCCUCUGCUUUUAGAGUUGAGGGUACUGAAGCUCAAAGGCAAUGAAUAACUUGAGAAAGAUGUCAAAGGUAGUGAGCCAUAAAGCUGGGAUACCUAUGUCCCCAGAGACCUCGAUUUCCACUGAACUUCACUGCCUCCCACUCUGCCUACACAGAACUGGACCGCACUUCCAGCUCUCUACACCUGCUUCUCUCAGGCUUCGUACUGGAUCUAACUAAGAGCAUCCAGCACCUCUUUAUAAUGUUUUUCACCUUUUGUCAAUUGUUUUUAGGUUCCUUUUUCUAAGGGCGGUAAUCCCUUCCUCCUUGUUUUAGAUCGCUAUCCUCUGCUCCAAGGUAGAUGUUAGCAUUGCACUUGUUUUAACAAAAAGAGUCUCUGUCCUGCUGUGUUUCACCCCCACACUGGUGUGCAGGUGGCCAUGGCCAUCGGUCCUUUUCUCUCAAGGAUGUGGUGUCUGUGCAGAGUCCCUAGUCCAGUUUCUCUUGUCUGGCAAACUUUAUUCCCCUGGUACACUGAUCAACUGAGGGGAGGUUCAUUUUCUCUCUACCAGAUUCCUGUGUGAAAAAAUUUUUUUAGAAGAAGAAUUUUUUUAAGAAGGAAAAAAGCAGAGCCAUCUGUGGUUCUUGCACAGUAAGCACACGUGACGGGCCCUGGAUGUAGGGCGUGUUCUGUCUCUGUCUUGACCUGUGCAGUUGCGGGAAUGGAGAAUGGAGAAGAGAACGAUUACCACUUUGAAUACACAGAAUGUGACAGCAGUGGCUCCAGGUGGAGAGUUGCCAUUCCGAAUUCUGCAGUGGACUGCUCUGGCCUGCCUGACCCCGUGAGAGGCAAAGAAUGCACUUUCUCCUGUGCUUCCGGAGAGUAUCUAGAAAUGAAGAACCAGGUAUGCAGUAAGUGUGGUGAAGGUACCUAUUCCUUGGGCAGUGGCAUCAAAUUUGAUGAAUGGGACGAAUUGCCAGCUGGAUUUUCCAACGUUGCAACAUUCAUGGACACUGUGGUCGGCCCUUCUGACAGCAGGCCAGAUGGCUGUAACAACUCUUCUUGGGUCCCUCGUGGAAAUUACAUAGAGUCCAAUCGUGAUGACUGCACAGUAUCUUUGAUCUAUGCUGUGCACCUCAAGAAGUCGGGUUAUGUCUUCUUUGAGUACCAGUAUGUCGACAACAACAUCUUCUUUGAGUUCUUCAUUCAAAAUGAUCAGUGCCAGGAGAUGGACACCACUGCAGACAAGUGGGUAAAACUCACAGACAAUGGAGAAUGGGGCUCUCAUUCUGUGAUGUUGAAAUCAGGCACCAACAUAUUGUACUGGAGAACCACUGGCAUCCUUAUGGGUUCUAAGGCAAUCAAGCCAGUUUUGGUAAAAAAUAUCACAAUUGAAGGGGUGGCAUACACGUCCGAAUGCUUUCCGUGCAAGCCAGGCACAUUCAGCAACAAACCAGGUUCGUUCAACUGCCAAGUCUGUCCCAGAAACACCUACUCUGAGAAAGGAGCCAAAGAAUGCAUAAAGUGUGAGGAGCACUCCCAGUUUUCGGAGGAAGGAUCCAGCGAGUGUUUGGAGCGACCUCCCUGUACCACAAAAGACUAUUUCCAGAUCCAUACUCCGUGUGAUGAAGAAGGAAAGACGCAAAUUAUGUACAAGUGGAUAGAGCCUAAAAUCUGCCGGGAGGAUCUCACAGAUGCUAUUAGGUUGCCCCCUUCUGGAGAGAAGAAGGAUUGUCCACCUUGCAACCCUGGAUUUUAUAACAAUGGAUCAUCAUCUUGCCAUCCCUGCCCUCCUGGAACAUUUUCGGAUGGAACAAAGGAAUGUAGGCCAUGUCCAGCAGGAAUGGAGCCUGCGCUUGGGUUUGAAUAUAAAUGGUGGAAUGUCCUUCCUGGCAACAUGAAAACUUCCUGCUUUAAUGUUGGGAAUUCAAAGUGUGAUGGAAUGAAUGGUUGGGAGGUGGCUGGAGAUCAUAUCCAGAGUGGGGCUGGAGGUUCGGAUAAUGAUUACCUGAUCUUAAACUUGCAUAUCCCAGGAUUUAAACCACCAACGUCUAUGACUGGAGCCAUGGGUUCUGAACUGGGAAGAAUAACAUUUGUCUUUGAGACCCUCUGUUCAGCUGACUGUGUUCUGUAUUUCAUGGUGGGGAAGAAGAUGGCUCUCUGUACCAACAAUAUAACAGACUUCACAGUGAAGGAAAUGGUGGCAGGGUCAGAUGAUUACACGAAUUUGGUAGGAGCAUAUGUAUGCCAGUCAACUAUUAUUCCUUCUGAAAGUAAGGGUUUCCGAGCAGCCUUAUCAUCACAGUCCAUCAUUCUGGCAGAUACCUUUUUAGGAGUGACCGUUGAAACUACAUUGCAAAAUAUUUAUAUAAAAGAAGAAAUGUUCCCAGUUUCCCCUAGCCAAAUACCAGAUGUGCAUUUCUUUUAUAAGUCUUCUACAACUACAACAUCUUGUGUCAAUGGCCGGUCAACUGCUGUGAAAAUGAGGUGCAAUCCUACUAAACCAGGAGCAGGAGUGAUUUCAGUCCCCAGCAAGUGCCCAGCAGGCACCUGUGAUGGAUGUACAUUCUAUUUUCUGUGGGAGAGUGCUGAAGCUUGUCCUCUGUGCACAGAGCAUGACUUCCAUGAGAUUGAGGGAGCCUGUAAGAGAGGAUUUCAGGAAACCUUGUAUGUAUGGAAUGAACCUAAAUGGUGCAUUAAAGGAAUUUCUUUACCUGAGAAAAAGUUGUCAACCUGUGAAACAGUUGACUUUUGGCUGAAAGUGGGAGCAGGUGUGGGAGCUUUCACUGCAGUUUUGCUGGUGGCUCUAACUUGCUACUUCUGGAAAAAGAAUCAGAAACUGGAGUACAAAUAUUCCAAACUAGUGAUGACAGCUAACUCAAAAGAGUGUGAACUCCCAGCUGCAGACAGUUGUGCUAUCAUGGAAGGGGAAGACAAUGAGGAAGAAGUUGUAUAUUCCAACAAACAGUCACUACUGGGAAAACUUAAAUCCUUGGCCACAAAGGAAAAAGAAGACCAUUUUGAAUCUGUUCAACUGAAAUCCUCAAGAUCCCCAAAUAUAUGAAAAGACAGUGCUAUAGCCUUCAGACUAAUGAACAAAGAAACCUGAUCUCUAGUUCUACAGGACCGUAGCUUAGAUCCUGUCUUCGUAACCGGCACAUUGGUGAUCUCACAGAGGAGGGCCAUGCCGCUGAAAAGGGAAGGAGGUUGAAAUGUUUGAUUGCCUUAUCACAUGGUCAAGUAUUUUGCCAAAAAUAGGAAAGCAAAUGGCUUGGGUCUCAACUGAAGAUGAAGCUCAACUCAGGAAGAGAUUUAUCUGUAAAUAGACAUAACUGAAAACCAAGGUUAAGCCCACCAGUGCACUGCUGAUGCAUGCCAUAUAAGUAAUGGGUAACUUUUAUUCUUUAUAACUUCUACAUAAAAAAUGUGCUUUGGAGGGCAGAUGUGAGCGUAUGCAUUGUGGUUCUAUUUAUGUCUUUUCUUUGUUUAUAGUUUGGGGGGAGAUCUGAAAAAUUGUAAGAUAUAAUUUUUUCCCAUUAUUUAUUUUCCUGACAGACCUUAAAACAUCUUUUCUAUUAAAAAAUGGUGAACAAAGAAAGACAAUAAAUUUUUCAUUUUUCCAUACGGUCUUUCUUGAUUUCAGAAGCCUAAGUAAGCAGUAACUUUUUAGGAAGAAUAAACAUGUAAACAUGUGCUUGGGUUAUCUAAACUUAUAUUCGCCUUUGAAAUUUCGUCCUUGUUGGAACUGGUAAGAAGGGCUUGACUGAAAGAGUUGAAGGAAUAUUUAAAAAAAAAAAAAAAGGCAAAGAGAAGCCUGACUUUCCAUUUAAAACAAACAAGCUGAUGGCAUUGUGGAAAUCAAAUGGCUUAAGACCAUUUAUGUAAUGCUUGAAGUAUAAUUUCAAAUGAGUGAGAAAGCUUGUUUAUCAAAUCACGUGGAAAAUCAUGAAGAAGAAAACGGGAUGGCUUGUGUAUAAGUACACAUAACCGUGCGAAGGUAUUGAGAUAAUUUCAUGGUUCGCAGAAAAUGGCAGUGGGACACUGUCCCUAUAUCAAGCAUCAAAGUUAUAUGGUUAUUUUUCUGCUAAGACAUUGAGGGUUAUGACUUCCAUAGAAGUUUUUCUUUUUCCGUAAAUAAGGCAGGAAUUCAAUUUUGGGAAAUUGCAUAUAAUUGUAUUCAUAAUAAGAAUGUGGUUGUACCAUAAGUAGUUAGGAAAUACGUGGUGUUCUUAUUCAAAAGUGAUUCAGGUAAUUGUGAACUUCCUCUGACGGAUGGGUUACUAGAAUCAGCGCGACCUGAAUAAUUAUCUGUUGAAAGAAGUUUGAAUGGAGUUGAAUCUAACUAAUUUUGUGUAAACCUUUAUUGUUUCAGAACUGGGAAAGAGGGAAGUUUACUGGCCAUUGAUGAUCUAAGGUGCUCUGGUUUGUUUUCAAUAAACAGUAAUCUUUGUAGAUCUUAAUCUAGGUUUUUUUUUUAAAAAAGACUGGUGAUUGCCUGAGAGGCAGGCCAUAGGGGCAGGGUUUGUUGAAAGUUUUGCCCCAAGUCUUUCAAUGAAGUAUGACUUGUAACUUUGAUUCAGCAGGUAAUGUCUUUAUUUUUGUGGAAAGUGGGAAAAAAAUAAAUAAUUGCAGUUAUUCCUCUGGUGGGUAAAACAUUGAACCAUUCUGUUGUUGAAUGAAUGUUCAUUGUGUUCAUCUUUGCUGUGGGAUUCUUGAGUAUAGGUGAGGUUGCCAUGAUUUUAUUUUUUGUUGUGAAAUUCAGGGAGGGCGUCACUUAGCAUCAAGCUUUUUCACGUUCAAUUUCUUAAAUCUUGUUUUUUAAUAAGAAAUUAUUACAAGAAAUUAUUUUAACAUUGCUCACAUUUAUCCUGGUAACUGUGCUGAUGAGCCUUCCCCCCAUCUUGAUUAAAAUUUAAACAGAAGAACGACAGUACACUGGAGUUGCACCUUUUCAGAGGAGCCCUGGCAAAGGUGUCCAGGCUGGACCGAGUCAGGAGGUUCCGCAUAGUCACCUGUCACCUCUCUUCAUCUUUGGCUGUGCUCCACGUGUAUGUACCAAGCCAUAGAGAUAAUUGGGAUUUGCUCCCAGGUAGCUUCUUUUUCUCCUGUCACUGGACUAAAAUCUCUGACAUGUCAAAAAAUGCCUUAAAUUUUAAUGAAGUCUCUGAAAAUGUAGUUGGUAUUGAAGAAUUUAUUUUAUUUCUAAUUUUAGAUAUAAAAUAGAUUUUGUCAGCUCAGUCUCAUCUUUGGAAAGGAGCUGCCUUUCCCCUUUGGGUCCCAGUGAUUUGUCAUUUUAUUCCAAGCACUGAAGAAGUAUGACAGAAAGAAUAUCAUGAGGAAAAUAUUCAGACCAAUCUUGGCUAUAAAAUUCAAUGUAAUUUUAUGUCUCGCCUUUGCAGAGCUUACUGGAAAGUUGAAAGGCAUAAACAAAUUAAUCAUGUUUCUGUGACUUUUAAUAGACAUUUGUUGUUUCUUUCCCCUCAUAAACGGUAGAAGAAAAAGUUAUAGGUUAUUUUUCUAAAAGGCACAGGUUUUGAAGCCUUAAAUACUACAUUAAGUCCAUUGUUGCCUAUAAUGUCUCCUAGUGCUCUGUCAAAAUAUAUUUAAAUUGGGUUUCCACUGGAUGAGACCAUGUCUUCUAUGGAUAAAUUACAUCCUGCCAUUUAACAACGUUGAGCAAUUUGAAAUGUGUCCACUUGAUUUAAAAGACUGAAUUUUAUUCUUGUUGACUUUUCCCCUUUUUGGUUACUAGUAAAUCAAGUCCUUACCAGGAUUAAAAAUGUUUCAUAGUAUUUUUGUGUAGAGUUUUGUGAUUAUUUUCUUCCCAAGGAGAGAAGAUGGUUUAAAUGGUUAUAUGGAAGAAUUGCUUGGGUCCAGUCAUUUAUGAACCGGAGUCUCCAGGUUCCCAGGUGAUGGGUCAUGAUUGACUGUCAUUCUUCGAGACCAAUUGGGUCAACUGUCAUUUGACAUCUAUCAGUAGAACUAUUUUCUGUGGCUCAUGGUCAUUCCUAAUGGAAGGCUAAUGUGCAGAUCAUUUCUCUCUUCCUCAUGAAAGUAAAUUUCCUGGAAGUUGGGGUGGGAAAGAUGACUUCACUGGCAAGUUUAAAGUCAGUGUAUUGCUCACAUUUAUCUUUUUUACACAGGAGAUAUGUAGAGUAGGUCUUCCUCUUGAGACGAAUUAAAAUAUCCUCAUAUCUCUUUUAUCAUAACUGUGUAUAUUAUCUCAGAUUUACAGGACCAACUCCUAAAUUCAGGUUGCCCUAAAGAAAAGGUCCCAAGGUGAGUAAACUUAAACAACAACAACAACAACAAUAACAAAAACCUCACACCUGAUGCAUUCAUUGGAUGCUAAAAUGGAUUUCACCCUCACAUUGACUGGCCAGAGAUAGCACUCUUGCUGGAUUUUAUUUCUUUUAGCUUAACAUUUUCAGAUUGAGUUCAUUUUAGGAUAAAUGAAGGAUAAAUGAAGGAAGUAAAACUUGAAGAUAGGGACAAAUAAUUGAAAACAUGAUCACAGUGGAUAUUGAUGUUACCAUCACAGCUGAUAGUACUCUUGCAGUUGUCUAGAUCAGAGACCAGCAAACUUUUGCUGUAAAGAAUCAGGUAGUAAAUAUUUUCAGCCUUGCAGGACAUGUAGUCUCUGUCGUAACUCUGUAGCAUGAAAGCAGCCACAGACAAUAUGUAAACACAUGGGCGUGGCUGCAUGCCAAUAAAACUUUAUUUAUAUACACGGAAAUUUGAGUGUCAUUUAAUUUCACUUGUCAUGACAUACUCUUCUUUGAUUCUUUUCUCAACCAUGUAAAAAUGCAGAAACAUUCUUGGCUCACAGGCCUCACAAAAAACAGGUGCUGGACUAGAUUUAGCUUGGGAGCUGUGGUUUGCUGACCACUAGUUUUAAUCGCUGCCACCCACAAGCAAAACUAUUCAGAAGAAUCUGCAUAUAGAUUCUUGGCCCAUUAGGUGCUUACCACCUCAAAAGUUUCUCAGGUCUCUAGAGAUGUUCAGGAAGGAAAUAACUCAUCACCCUCCCCUGAUGAUUUCAUCACCUACACAUAGGCAAAGCCAGAUACUCUUCUAUGUUCCUCUUGUAGUUUGGGACUCAAUUCUGGAUAUUGAUUAGCAAAUGAUAAAACUAAAGUAUGUGAAUAGGUUCGAAUUCAACCAGCAAGAUUGAUUUAAACACCUUUUUUGUUGGGAUUUGUGUAAUGCUUCUUGCUAAGGUAAUAUUCAUUCUUAUAUACAGAUCCAUUUAAAGUAACCCUAGUAUCCCCAAGUAGGGGCUGUUGAUGUAUAAGAGUAGUUUCAGCAGGGAUUCUUGAGUCCCAGCCCUGGAGAGGGUCACCUGAUCGAUCCAUUUGCCUGUGUCCAGGCAGCACACACUUCCAUCCACACACAUUUACCAAAUCCUAUUUUGAGAUCUACUGGGCUACAAAAGACAGUUAGGAUUCCUUUAAUGUUUGGUGGCUUGAGAAAUGGACCUCCAAUUUCCUUGAAUAAAAUGUCCUAGUUAGGCUUUUAAUUUGUUGAAAUUUUCCUUGUCUUAUUAAUGAGACUUAGAAGAAGAGCUCUGUGUAACAUAGCUUGUGGGUAUUGGUAGAUUUGGCGUAGAGCAGGGCAUUAUUUCCUUUAUCUCAGAUGGCUGCUUUCAGAUUACCACUGGUUGGGUUAAAUAAAAGGGUUAAACCAGUGGGAGUUCUGUAAACUUCAACUUUGUGUCACAAGGCAGGAGUGAUCAUUGCCACCUUCGCAAGUUUGGGCCUUUGUUGUUAGAGCUAUGGCGGUUAGAACCCACACUGAUGUUCCAUCUUCCUGGCACCUCACUUUUCUUGGCUUCUCCAGGCUUGCACUGAAGAGCUCUGGGGCCCAAAGCUAUCAAGAUGGCUAGGUGAGGAGAGCAGGGGCUAGCCUAGGGAAAGUGGAGGUGAAGAUUGUGAAGGCACACUGACUGAAUUACCUCCUUUCUCAGCUUUUCUCUUAAUCUGUCCCCUGUGUGAUCUGCCAACCAGCUUGCCCCACAGCUUGACAAUGGGACUUUUUUAUAUUACCAUGAUGAAUCUGAGUGGGCAAGAGAAUCUAUUAAUAUUUAAACCAGAGAGGACCCAGAGCAUUUCAGAAACUGUAAACACUCAGAAUACUAACAAUCAUCACCCACAGCGUUAGGUUCUGCUAUGUUAAUGGGUAGGGUAGUGCUGCUUCAGUUCCUAAAAUUCAGGAAGUUUUUGCAAGGAUGGAUCGGCUCAAUCAGUUUUAUAGUCUGGAAGGAUGAAAUGUUCUUACCAGAGUUAAAAAAGAAAAAAUCAAAACCUAUUUGUUUGACAUGGCCUAAAAAUGAUUUUAUAGUUGCUGUUUUCCAUACAUCCUCGAAUGUUUUUCAAAAAAUUAUUUCUAGGGAUCACAUGUUAGGUGAUGCUUUUUCCAGUGGGAACAAGGCUGAGGGCAAGGAAGGAGAAAAUGACAAGAACUGUCAGUCAUUGCGUUUCUGGUGUGCAGGAGGAGUGUGAAAGAUACAGUGGCCUGUAGAUCAGAACCCAGCUCUCAAAUACAACAUUCUCAAGAUUCACCCACGGCCUCAUUGCCUGGUUUAAACAGAUCCAUGGUCAAUUUGAUUGUUUGAGGCAUCAGCUGUGUCUCUGAACCACCCAUCUGAUACGGCCUUCCUCCGACUGUCGCAUUCCAUCAAUGGAUUGUGUUUAUCCUCCCUCCCAUUAGCUUUGCCUCAGCCUUUAUCUUGAACAGAUGCUCGUUUGGGGUGCACUUACCUAGCACUCCUGCCACUGUCUGCCACAGCAGGAUGCUCUUCCGCUAUCUGCCUUCUGCCUUGAAUCUACUACGCGGUCCUUUCCACCCACUCCCCCAAAUCCAUGUUCUUCUUUGAAUAUGAGUUCGGGGGCUGGUUUGCACUGUUGUGUAUCUGGUGACUUCUGGUUGGAUAGGUUAGGUUGCUGAUUCAAAUGCAUUCAGAAGGAAGGAGAGCAUUUCAAACAUCUGACUCCUCACUGUAUGUCCUUCAAGCCCAGUCCUGUUGGCUGUGUGCACCUGCUUACAAUCUCUAGAUAUUUUAAAAAUAGCAUCGGUACGUCCCAAUAAACCAGCCCCUGGUUAUUGAGCCUGUGGGCCCUUCCUAUCCUCGAGUCUCCUCCUCCUUCCACUCACUGUUUUCCUCAGUCACCUUUCUUUCAUUAGAAUCAUUUCCUAUCUUUAUGCUCCUUAAAGGCAGGAACUACAUCGCAUCAUCUCUCUGUCAUGGGCUGAAGAGUGCCCCCCUCCAAAGAACGUCUACAUCCUAACCCCUGGAACCUGGGAAUGUUACUUUAUUUGGAAAAAAGGGCCUUUGCAGAUGUGACUAAUUUAAGGCUCUUGGGAUGAAAUGAUCCUGUACUAUGCAGGUGGGCCCUAAAUCCAAUAACAAGUAUUGUUAUCAAAAACACACAGAAGGGAAGCUAGACACGCAGCAGUUGAUGUGAAGAUGGAGCCAGAGACUGGAGUGAUGGGGCCACAAGCCAAGGAAGCUGACAACCCCCAGAAGCUACAAGAGGCAUGGGACGGAUUCUCCCCUAGAACUUCUGGUGGGGGAUGGCGCUGCCAACACUCUGAUUUUGGACUUCUGGUCUCCAAAACUGUAAGAGAAUAACUUUUCUGUUGCUGUAAGGGAUCCUGCUUGUGGUAAGUUGUUACAUCAGCCACAGGGAAUGAAUAUGUUCUCUAGUUGUGGUACCUGGCACAGGACCUGGCAGGAUGAUGAGUUCUUAGUGAAUUUUCCUACACCGAUAAAAGAUUUGUGACUGAAGGGUUUACAAAGGGAAGUCGGGAAGUGUGGGUACAAAUAAGCCAGGUUUACUUAUCCUCACUUUGCCUGUUCACUCCUGUAUUGAGCUUAGUAAAAUAUUUAGGUUUAAUGACAAGCCUGUGUGCCUGAAUAUUGUUACUGGAACUUUGGAAAUGCACUGUAACAUAGCAUAUCCUGCAUUUUAUUGCCCCAUUUAGCUCUCAGUGGUGAGAAUGAUUUUCUAAUGGAUUGAAGGGAUGCUUUCCCAGCCUCCUUCCUAGUAACUUCCUGGUUAGUUUAGAAUAGUUAUAUUAGAAAAAGUUUUCCAUCUUUAUGCUUUUCAAAAUGAGAGCUGUCCCGCUUUCCCCGGCAGGCCAGAGUGUCUACAUUCCAAGAACCAUCUCCUUACUGCAUCAGAGGCCCAUUUGGGCAAAUUCUGGGCUGCCAUAUAGAUGUGCUUAAAGAAACUCAUAUGUGUACUGUCAUCUGGCCACCGACGCAGCCGGAUAGUCGUGGUAUCGUUAGUCAAAUUCUGAUCUUUGUGAUUUGUGAAGUCCAGAUUUGCUCGGAACUCUGUAGCAGGUAACAGCUUGUGUUCAGAGAGUAUGUAGGUAUAAAGGGAAGCACAGUAGAC